Verticillium nonalfalfae is the source of this 1461-nucleotide messenger RNA. RefSeq lists its product as uncharacterized. The record is from RefSeq and is a predicted model, not a curated record. Gene Ontology annotation, cellular component: cellular bud neck; plasma membrane. The transcript is spliced from 2 exons. Bases 1 to 1461 code for a protein of 486 amino acids. Lineage: Eukaryota; Fungi; Ascomycota; Sordariomycetes; Glomerellales; Plectosphaerellaceae.
AUGCCGAACGUCGACGUCGCCAUGGCGAGGAGCCUGAGGGGAGGCUGGUGGGGUUCGAUUACUGCAGGUAUCGCCGAGAACCUGCAGCAGCGCCAGGUCACAGACGCCGUCAACAAUGUCGGCAAUACGGUCAGCGACGUCAAGAACACGGUCACGGACAUCAGGACAGCCCUCUCCAGUUGGGACAACUGCAUGUCUGUCAGCUGGUGCAAGUGGCCCGUCAUUGCCGUCAUUAUAGUGGGAGGCCUGAUCAUCUUCUCGAUUGUCUGGUGUGUCAUCCGAUGCGUGUGCUGCGGUCUCUCUUGCUGCUGCACUUGCUUCUCCUGCCUCAAGUGCUGUGGCAACUGCUGCGGCUGCUGCGAUGCGCCGGGCGACAAGAAACACAAGUACCUGGACGAAUCAUACGGCGCGCAUGCCCUACCCCCGGGCCAAGGCUACAAGUCACAGCCUGCCAUGUUCGCCUCGGCCAUCCCCGUAUCAAAUCCCGACAUGACGCCCUCCCAUGGCGUCACCACUGCAUCGCCGCCGCAGUAUGCCGAGUUUGACGUGUCAAAAAAGAGACAGUCCGACGCUCUCCCCGCAAUGCCCACGUGGGAGAGUGCCGGGUCCAAGCGGAUCUCGCUGGAGCAGGAAGCCGUGGAGAUGGAUACGAUGAAGAAGCCAGUCGCCGCGCAGAGCAUGAACAACUUGCAGAGCAACCCUACCAUCCCCCUCAUGGCCACGGGCGCCAUGAGCCCGCACCUACCCUCGCCCAACACGCCGUACGGACAGGCACAGGGCGGAUUCGGAGGCCAGGGUCAGCACAUGGACUCCUACGCCGCUGUCGGGAACGGCUACAGUGAUUACGGCGAUAACAAAAACGGCUACAACCAAUCGACCACCUCAUUCGGCAACGACCACGCCUACGGCGGCGUCGCCGCCGGCAUGGCCAUGAAUCAGGGCCGCCACACGCCCCACCAGGACAACGGCUAUGGCGCCCCUCGAAGCAACGGAUACGCCCAAGACUACAACGACAGCUACGAUCAGCAGCAAUCCUACGGCAUGAACGCCGGCCCCUCCCGCACGAGCCCCAGCCCGUCACCGAACCGCGCCUACGGCCCGCCCCGGACGCAGCCCUCGCCCGCACCUCCCGGCUUCCGCCGCUCCCCUGGGCCCCAGUCCGACAGCGGCUACGCCCGCCCGCAGUAUUCCCAGGACAGGCAGUACUCGGACGCGAGCCGGCCGCUCGCCGGCCCUUCGUCACCCGCGCACCAGCAAGGCUUCGACUUUGGCGGCAGCGGCGGCGGCUACGGCGGCCGGCCCCAGCAGCAGCAGCAGCAGCAGCAGAGCUACGGCUACGACGACGACCAGCAGCACCAGCAGCAGCAUGACCAGCGGCCGCCCAAGAGCAGCGGCUCUGAAAUUGCCUACCCGGGCUUCAGGGCGUACCAGCCCGCGCAGCAGGGAUGGAGCGGCGUGUAA